GCCGCCCUGCCGGGAAGGGCUCCAGGUAAUGCUCCUCGGUGACAGCUUGGCUCCUAGUGGGGCUGUGCGGCCCCGGCCAGCCUGGCUGUGCCCGUGGCACUUGCACGGGGGGAGGAGGGCGGGCAGCAGUGCCUGAGAACACGUUCUGGGGCCGCUGCGUUGCUCAUGCAGGUGCUGGCCCUGCAGUGUUGCCAACGUGGGUGAUUUUAGUGUGAGCCUCAUGGUAUUUGGUGUGUUCUUAAAGCGCCAGCUCCUGGAGUCAAGUGACUACUCAGCAGCUUGCCUUUCUUUAACAAACCCAGCAAGUGUCCUGCCCUGCUGGGGGUGGGGCAGCGCCUGGAAACAAGCCCCAACGGCAGUCCACAGCUGCAGUGGCUGGGCCUUGACGUAGGCACAUUUCAAUCAAACUCAGGCCGCGAAUCCAGCUGGGCUCUUGUGUCAUCCAUGGCCCCCGCCCGGCUUUCUCGCCUGACCCCGAGUGGUCCCCAGGGGGUACUUGGCAGGCCCGCUACGCCGCACACAGCUAACCCUGCUCUUACGUCAGCGGGGCUCCAUCUGCAGCGUUUGACAGCCCGCAGGCUGACAGGCAGGGCAAGCCUGGGGGUGGGGCAUGCACCGUGAUAGCCCCAGGCCUGGGCACAGGGUUUUCCCACCGCUCCUCACACAGAGGUUCAGGCCCAUGUUUGUUCCUGGGCACAGGCCCAUUGGAGCCGCAAUCACUGGCUCCUCUAGCGGAGGGACUUGGGCCCCCUCACCUAGGCCAAGUCGGUUUGGUUUCAAGGGCUGAUCUCUUACUACUGGUACAAUAGCACCAGCUGCAAUCAGCCCCCUGCCCCCUCCCCAUUAUAGCAGGCCAUGCACUGACCCUUAGUGAGAGACAGUCCCUGCCCCAAAGAGCCGAGGCAGACAAAGGGUGGGAAAGGGAAACUGAGGCACAGGUGCAGACAGUCCCAAGGUGACUUGCCCAAGGUCACCCAGCAGGUGUGGCAGGGCCAAGAAUUGUGCCUAGGCCCCCGCAGUCCCAGGCCCCUGCCCUCCCCACUGGACUAUGUGGCCCCCUUGGGAGAGUGAAGAAUGCAUCUGACUCCUGCACUGCAGUGGGGGAUGCGCCGAGGUUCCUUCUGGUUAAACCUCCCCCAGGCUCCAGUGCAACAGGGGUCACUCGGAGGGCAGCGAUUGCAACACCUGCUGCUCUGGACUCCGCUGGAGCCCGGGUGGGACGAGGCAGUGGGCGCCGGUCAGCCUAUCCCACCCUUGGCGCUCGUGCAGGGCUGGGCGCUAGCUACAAACGUCACACCAGUGCCAGCUAAGGGAGCAUUGGCUGAAGGCUCCUCGCGCGCGCUAAGGCCUGGCUACUUAGGCUGACCUGUGGCAGCCCCUCGGUUUAGCUCUGGGCUCCCAGAGGUCCCGGGGCUGGCGGGUGCAGCAGCUGUGAGCCUGCUCCAGUCCCUGGCAACGUUCCCCUCUCUCCCCUAGGGCUUUCUGGCUGCACUGCUGCUGACUGGCAGCGGGUUCCCGUUGUUGGGCACCCCGAAGCCACGAGCGGCCGGGACUGGCAGCGAGCCCAGGAGGGCGAGGAGCCCGGCUGACUCUGCACUAGGGCUGCACCAUCACCAGCGGCACCAGAGACACGUUGCUAGAAACAGCUGUGCACCUGACGACCCCUCGUACUCGCCAAAGCGCUGCUGCCAGAAGUGCCCGGCAGGGAAGUUUAUGACGGCUCCCUGCACGAGCCGUGGCAACGACACGGCCUGCAAGAGCUGCCCGCCCGGCACCUACCUCUCCUUCCAGAACCUCGAGCGGGAAUGUCGAAAGUGCUCCGAGUGCCAAGCGCAAGCUUCCCAGCUCGUGCUGAAGAACUGCACCGAGACGAGCGACAUCGAGUGCGGCUGUGGGGUCGGCCACUUCAUGCAGUGCACGGACCCUGCCUGCAGAGACUUCACCUGCCAGGAAUGUCGCCGGUGCAAGGGCAGGGCCACCCAGAAGAACUGUUCAGAGAAGGAGGAUGCCCAGUGUGGGAACUGCCAGCCUGGCUUCUACCUGGAGGGCAGCGAGUGCCGAGCGUGUUCCAGCCAGUUCCCCGAGAAGUGCGGCGAAGGGUGCGGCGGGCCAUGUGGUGGCAGCAGCCAAGGCUCUGGGCUGGAGUACAUCCUGCUGGGCCUCAUGGGUCCCCUCUUCCUAGGAGCGCUCGUCAUCUACCACAAGAGGAGGACGAUCAGGAAUGAUUCCCCAGCAGCCGGUGAGGCCGCAGCAGUGAAAGACUCGACGCUGCAGCAGGCCUCAGCGUGUCCGUCUGGCACCGUAGAAAAGCCCCCGGAGUCGCAGGGUUUGCUCCAUCUUCAGGUCACGGAGGCAUCGCAAAUGAACGGCAACGCCUGUUCAGUCAGGCCCCUUGGCAGCCGGGACACCUGGGAGUCGCCCGCGGGGCCCCAGGACACAGCAAGGCCCCUCCCUGGCGUUCUCCCGCAGGGCAGCAGGCUGUACGACAUCAUCAACACGGUGCCCGUGCGGCGCUGGAAGGAGUUCAUGCGGGUGCUGGAGCUGCACGACGGCGAGAUCGAGGUGGUGGAGCUGGAGUUCGCCCACGUCCGGGACCAGCAGUACGAGAUGCUGAAGAGGUGGUACCAGCAGAAGAACGCCACGCUGGAGUCCAUCUUCUCAGCCCUGGAGCGCAUGGAGCUGGCCGGCUGCGCUGAGGAGCUGAGGCAGCGGUUGCAGAGGUGCCCGUGAGCCUGACGCUGCUAGCCAGGGCUGGCUUCCCUGGCUGCCCUCCACGGGCUCUGACUUGGGAUGGGAAGGAGAAGGCCUCUCCCGGGCCAGCGGAGCCAGCCCUGCUGUCGCUGCGGGCAGGGCCUGCCACGGCCUGGCGCUUGGAGGAGCCCUGUCAGCAGAUCUGGCGGCUGCUGUACAACCAGGACCCUAGUGAGGGAGGGCAGCUCUAUGAACGCCCUGAGCAAUGCUGUGCCCGGGGCCAGCGAAGCCGCACGCCGCUCCUCUGCACAAUGGCGGCACUGGGACGAGAGGGGACACACAGCAGGCGUCACCGCUCCCUCCCCUCGUAAGGAAAGCCUGCAUCUCAGCCCGCGAGGAGCCGGGUGUGCGGAUGGCAGCGGGGGAAGCAAUGCACCCCCGGAGCAACAGACUUGGUGGUGGCAGCAGACCAAGGCAGGCAGAGGGAUGGUCUCAGCAUCAUUGCCGCUGUGCUGCUGCUGAGUCACGCUUCCCUCGCCCGGCCCUCAGCCCCAGCUGGGCUCCAUUUCCAAAUGGGCCUCUCCAGGGGCACAGACACUGCCAGGGCUGGGGGGCAGAACCCCCGCCCCACAGGACGCAGGCCCUGAAGAGCCCUCCCCGGCUGUGCUCCAGGCACCUCUCCACAACCCCAGCUUGCCCUCUGAAGGGGGAAUUGGGGUUCUUGUGGAAAGUCCCCCCCAUCCUGCUGGGUUUACAAAGCAAACCCUGCUCAGCCGGCUCCAGGUGCAGGGCACGGAGCGUCCCCAGCCCUAGCUAGACUGAGCACCCCGGAGCAGCGCAGGGCUGGGGCUGGAGCCCCUGCCGGCAGCUUAGUGCUAACUCUCACAGCUGAGGCUGGUCGUGUGGGCAGCUUCCUAGAUCCCCGUGGCUAAGGAAGGGAGAGUGUCCCCUGGGCCCUGCCACUGAGUCAGGGCAGGACCUUGGGCCAGUCAGCUCACCGCUCUGGCCCCAUUUCCCCGUGCGGGAUGCUGCUAACCUGCGUCAGGCAGCAGGAGCACGCGGAGCCCCGGGGGCGGGAGGCGCUGCCAGCAAAGGGCUGGUUCUAGUGUCAGGUCCAGGCUCCUCCGGAGGAGGGGGGCUCAGGGCCAAGCCAGAUCAGAGUUGAGCUGAGGGGGAUCCUGGAGCCCCAGUGCUGAGCUGGCCUCGUCCUGUGCCCAGCGCUGACUCGACAACACUAGCACCUGAAGCAGAGGGGUGACUCCGCUAGUGCUCCCUCUGGGCUCAGAGUCCCCUGGGGCUCCACACUGCCCGCACCGCGGUCCCUCGCCUGGCCCCAGCCUGCUUAGCAACCCCAGGGAGAUGGCAGCUUGCCCCAUCUGGGAGCUGUUCUAGCGGGCCUCGCUCCAGGGCUCGCCAUGUCUGCUGAAAAAGCACUUUGUGUAGGUGCCUGUGUGGCCAAACUCAGGAAGAAAAGUCUAGCAACCAAAAAUGCUGCCCCCCACCCCGGAAACAACAUGCCUCUGGCACAGAGCCUUAAAGGGAAGGGAGGCUGAGUGGCACGGCCCAGGAGACCUGCCUUGCUAGCUAGCUACAAGAUUCACCCAGCACGUGGGAGCCUUUAAAAGCAGCCUGGCUCCAUUACUGCCACCUGGGGCCUCUGCUGGCCCCAGGUGGGGGCAGGUUUGCCGAUCCCCCGGUGGCCAGCUCAGCUGCGAGUGGCUUAGUCCAGCAGCCCCCUGGGGAGGGCUGGGGCAGCGCAGCUUGGGGGGAUGGGAGCACUGUACCAGUAAGUAUUGUUACUUAUCUUCGGUAGACAUUUUAUGUCAAUUAUUUGUAUUGCUGGUUCUGUCCUGCAGUAGCAGGGGCAGACCCGUUCUGUUCUUGUGUUGCAACGGGACGGGGCCUCUUCGGAGCUGGGGACUGCCCCAGCGAGCUGAGGAGAGGUGGCGGGUUCGUACCUUAUUUAUACCCCAUGUUGCCUUGAGGAAACUGAUCCGAAUCGGUUACGUCACACCCACUGCCGCUGCUGCGUGACCGAAACGGGGGCUCAGCUCUCCUGCGGGGAAGCCCUGCCUGGUUCUCUGCGUGGGGGGGGGGGGGGUGUUUGUGGUGGGGCAGGUCGUGCUGCGCCCCAGCGUCACUGAGCUCAGACCGUUGGUGCCCCAGCUCCUAGUGCUGGGGGCUUCAGUGAUCCCUGUCUCAAUGGACGGAGCGGGAGGAGCAGCCAGCACCUUCCUGAGCAAGUAUCUCUGCUCCAGCUGGGCCUGGGCGCACAGGCGCCUUGCCGCAGGCUGUGGCUGCGUGUGGACGGGGGCUCUGGAACGUGCACGCAAGGAACGGCUGAGCUGUUUCUGGGGUGACUGGGACGGGGGACAGGGCUCUUCCCCUGUCGGUAACUGACAAUAAAUCA
This is a messenger RNA of Chrysemys picta bellii (western painted turtle), 5101 nucleotides long. RefSeq names its product TNF receptor superfamily member 25 (gene TNFRSF25). Lineage: Eukaryota; Metazoa; Chordata; Testudines; Emydidae. Gene Ontology annotation, molecular function: protein binding. Gene Ontology annotation, cellular component: plasma membrane. The record is from RefSeq and is a predicted model, not a curated record. Gene Ontology annotation, biological process: signal transduction.